AUGAAUAUCAUCAAUCAUUUGGCACUAUCACAGCUCCCAUCUUCAAGAAAGGUAUUAUACCUAUAUCGAAGAGUAUUUAGACUAGCAAAUCAAUGGGAAAAAGAAUCAGAACGUGAUUCUAUAAGAGAUGAAGCAAGAGAUAAAUUCCACAAAAACAUGUAUAAAGCAGAGCUUGAUUAUCUUACUUACACAAUCACAAUCACAACCAAAGGUUACAGUAUCCCAAAAAAUGAUUCUCACUCAAAACAACAAGAUGAAACAACUAUUGAUAUCAAUAUGACACAGAAAGAAAUUCAAAUGAUUCAAGAAACAAUAAUAAACAGAGAUGGAUGGAGAGCAGGAAUGAAAUAUCUUUAUGACUAUAGUACUCUUUCAAGAUAUAUUCAAGAGGAGAGACUACAUUUGAAUAUCAACUAUGAGCCAUACCUCAAUCAUCAAUAUACAAAUGUACCAUUUCAAGUGACUAUUAAUUGUUCAAAACCUGAAAUCAUUUCUGGACAAACACCAAAAGAAUCACAUUACAACCAAUUUGAAGGAAAAUGUGUUAUUUGUUAUGAAAACAUUGCAUCAAAGAGCAGAUCUGGUUUGAGAGCCUAUGAAUUUACAUGUAAUCAGUCUGGAGCUCAAUUCUUUAGACAAUUUCCACCAUAUCCCUAUUUCAAUGGACACAAUGUUAUCAUUGAUCGUAGACAUGUCGAUCAACAUCUCACCAUCGACACUAUCAAAGAGCUUUUGGAUAUUUGUGAAACAAUGCCAGGAUACAAAGUGGCUUCAAACUCUGAUAGAGACGGAACUGGUGCAACCAAUCUCUUGCAUAGACACUAUCAGGCUGGAGACUAUCAUUUUGCAGUAUUUUAUGCUCAAACUAAAAAAGAAUAUCAUCACAAUGAUUGUACUAUUCGUUGGCUAAACUAUCCAUCUGCUUGUCUGCAAAUUCGUGGUCUGCAAAGAGAGCAAGUAGAAAAUACUUCCUUCAAACUAUUCAAUGCAUGGAGAAAUGGAGAUUUUAGCCCUGCUCUACAACAACCUCUACAAACAUGCUCCUUUAUUGCAACGUUUGAUGAGACGGAAAAGAUGUUUCACUUUUUGAUAUUUGCAAGAAAUGCCCAACAACCUAAAUUCCUUACAAGACCAUCCCUUCAAUGUAUCAAGAAAGAAUUUGUUGGAAUAUUUGAAAUGUGUGGUCGUGCUAUUCUUCCAGGAAGAUUAAAAGAUCAACUCUCUCGAUUGGAAUCUAUUUUAAUUGACUUUGAGUCCAAUUCAAACGAUGAUGCUCUAGAUUAUGGUAAAAUAGUUUUAGAUCAAGAACAUGAAAUAUUUAGACAAUGGAUUAAUGAUUAUUAUGUUCAACUCAAAAAUCUAACCACCACAACUCCAACAACAACAAAACAAUUACUAAUAGAAAGCAUGAAUCAUACAUUCAUAGAUAUUUUACGUGAUAAUAGUCCAAUUAAAGAAAAUGAUUUUGAAACUAUUGAUAAAUGGAUUGAAAUCAUGAAAAAAGAUUUAUAA
Messenger RNA from Cavenderia fasciculata, 1512 nucleotides. RefSeq lists its product as uncharacterized. Bases 1 to 1512 code for a protein of 503 amino acids. The transcript has 6 exons. The record is from RefSeq and is a predicted model, not a curated record. Gene Ontology annotation, molecular function: UDP-glucose:hexose-1-phosphate uridylyltransferase activity. Gene Ontology annotation, biological process: galactose metabolic process. NCBI's taxonomy places the organism in Eukaryota, Evosea, Eumycetozoa, Acytosteliales, Cavenderiaceae. Gene Ontology annotation, cellular component: cytoplasm.